CAACCACUGGUCUGGUAUCUUCGCAUUCAAGGUUAUCAGCUGUCUGUCUCCUUUCAAUCUCGUCGGCCAUUAUUGGCAUUUGCCAUAAAACAUUUUUUUUUCAUUACACUGUUAUAAUUUACGUGAGAUCAUUUUGUUGAUUUACAUUCGCAAGUGCAGUAAAGUAUUUAUCGUCGCCGAUUUGUAAUAAUAUGAGUAAUGUACCCAAUCAAAAUGGAUCAGGUCUAGAGCAGCAGGUAAGACAAUUAAUUGUUCAGCUCAGUAGGUACUAUGUAUUGUUCCCCAAGUAGGUUAAAGGAUGUUAAAGUAUUCAUUGUCUCAGUUAACAUUAUUUUGCAAUAAAAUAUUAUAAAUGCAGCAAAUGUCACAUCUUGUUAUUGGAGAUUAAUUUAAUUCAAAUGUAAUUGUUUGAUUUUUCCAGUUUGCUGGUCUGGACUUGCAGGGCGAUUCACAGCCCAGUUCGGCUCCUUCUAAAUACGUUCCACCACAUCUAAGGAAUAGACCAAACCAUUCUGAAUUUGUAGAACAACCAGGUAAUAUUUUUAUAAGUUCUUUAUAGAAAUUUAUUUUUAAAUAAUUUUGUUUAAUAUCACUAAUUUACCAUACAACAUAGUUUCUUUGUUCUCUAUUUAAUUUUAAUUUUUUCACCUUUAGGUCGUUUUAAUAUUAUAUAUUAUAUAUAUUAAAUUGUAUAGUUAUAGUGUAUUAUUUUGUGAACACUAAUCACACAGAGAAAAAACAUUAAGUAUGUAAAAACAAAUAAAAAAUAUACAUACAUUCCUACAUGUACUUUAUUGUAUAAUAUACAAUUAUUCCUACAUGUACUUUUAGAAAUAUUAGUAUAAAAAGUGAUGAUUACAAUAGUUUACGGAUUACUUCCAUUAGUAUUAAUUCAUAUUGUUGUGGGUGACCAUUUCGAACUGAUGUUCAGGUGACUUAUGACCAAAAUCAAAAAUAUUAAAUACAAUUUUUUUAAAAUACAUUUAUUUUUAUCAAAAAUAUUACACACACUUUUUAUUAUUAUUUAGUAAACAAAUUGGGGUAAAGGUCCUGGCAACUGAUUUCAUUAAACAAUGGUGAAAAUUAUUCAAUUUUAAUAAAAUAAUAUACCUACCCACUUAAAUUGUGUUUUUUAUACAUGCCAACCUUCACUAUGUAUAGUUGUACUUUUUUAUAUCCUGUGGUUGAGAUAAUAAAUAAAUACCCUAUAUUCCAUUUAUGUAUAUUAUUACAUGUAAAGUAAGAAGUUGGACAUUUUAUCAUAUGAACCACUGUUAUUGCACUUUGAGUUACAAACUUUUUUUAAUUAGCCCCCUGUUAAUGAAGAGUGGAUUCAGCCUUGCACUAAAUUCUGUGAAAUAACAUCAACUAAACUAAUGAAAAAUAAUACGCUGUAUGUACAGUAAUCCAAAAUAUCAAAUAGAUUAUGAAAUAUUUGAUAAACAAUAUCAAUUAUUGUGUAUGUGCAAAUUUACUCCUUGAUCACUUUAUUAAUGAGAUUAUGGACCAGUUCAUAUUAUUGACUACUGUUUUCAUGGUUGGUUCACUAUUUAACAUGUAUAUUUUUUUCCUAAAUUAUUUAGUUAUCUAUUUUGAUAGUUGUAGUAUCAAACAAAUAAAGUAUAUUGGUAGGUAUAGUCUACUUAUUAUGCAUAGGUAUAAUUGUGCGCUGUAUUCAAUUCACUUUGCCCAGGUACUUUUGUACUAUGUCUGGUCCAAUAUAGGGAAAAUUGGAAGUAUUAAAAUUAUCAGUUUGACAUUACCCAAAUGUGGGAAAAAAUGGGGAUUCUAUUACAGUACCUCCUACUUUCCCCGUAACAUGAAUAUAUUGUAAACAAAAAAACAUAUUAUCAUGUAAAUAAAUAACCUUAAAACAGGCAUGUGCAUUUUUUUUACAUUUGUAGUUGCAUGGGGGUCUAUCAGAUCCCUAUUUGUAAAAUAUGUAUAAAAAGUUAAAUUUUUAAGUUCAAAAAUAAAAUAGGUUAUCAUAUGAUAUGGAUAACAAUUUAACAAUAAAAAAAUAAAAUGAAAAUGUAAACAAACUAUAUGCAUUACUAAAAAUUAUAUUAAAAAAACUUUAACUUCAAAAUUGUGAUGAUCAACUAAACCCCCACGCAUUUAUUAAAGGUUAAGGUACAGGUUAGAGUAAUGAUAGGUGAUAUAUUAAAUACGGAAGUUUGUAGUGUUCAUUUUUGAGUAAAUUUAUUCAUGAACAUAAUACAUAUUAUAUAUACAUAAUAUGUAAAAAAUUAUUAAAUCUUCCAAUAUUAAAAAAAAAAAAUUUGAUGGUAUCUGAGUGUUUAUCAUAAUUGUUUGUAUAUUCACCUCGUUCCCCAUCAAACAAUAAUUUGUAACUUGUGCAAUUAUUAGAAUAUUUUUAAAUUUACUACUAGCUAGAUUACUUUUAAAUACAUUGUGAUAUUAUAUUCUACUAGAUGUUUUACAUUUUAAAUGUUUUCAAACUAAAAAUAUAUAUUUUUUUUUUCAAAUUGAAAAAAUGCUUUGGAUUUAAUGUUUUUACUCACAUUAUUCAAUAUUAUCUUAAAAUACUUUACCUGUCUUCAAAAGUAUUGUACAAUUUUUGUUAUUUAUAUGUUUUGUCUUAUUGUGUCGCUGAAGAUGCGAAUGGAAUCAGAAUUUUUCUAAAGUGUUCAAUUUUUUUUCGUCAUAUUUAAAAUUUUACUAAAAUAAUUUUUGUUAUGUUCACCAUUGUAACUACAACAAGCACACUGCUUCAUUAUUAAUUUAUGUUUAUAAAAAUAGAAAUUCAUAAUAUUAGAUAGAUAAGAUAGUGACAGAUCCCAUUGUUUGUUCGCCAUAGAUUAAAUAAAUCAACUUGUGUUUAAUAAAAAUAUCCCUUAGUAUUUUUUUUUAGUUUUAAAAAAAAAACUGUAUGGUAUGUUGAAAUUUUGUUACGUCUAUCAUUUUUAACACAAAAAUCACAGAUUUGUAUAGUGAUAAAACUUUUAAAUUACAAUUGAUAAAUCAUUUGUAAAAUGAAUAACUUUUACAUGUGUAAGAUAGUCACUUAUUACGAGCCCAACCCAAUUAUGUCACGCGGCUAUUCUAAAAAUAUCUUAAUAUCUCCUUAAAUAAUUUUUUUUUCAUUGAAUUUUGACCAAAUUGUUUUAAAUAGUUUUGACUUCAAAAAUUUAACAUUUAAUAAUAAUUUGAAAAAAAAAAUUGUUGUCUCCUUCAAGUUCAAAUUCUUUCAUUGAGUAGUAAAGCUCAUUUAUGAGGAUGCCGUAGUAUUGUUGUUUAACUAAUAUAACUUUAAAGUUGUAGGCAAUAACCAGUGAUGAAAAGUGUAAUAAAUUGGUUUCUAGCAUAGAUAAUAACAGGUGCUAAACUUGACGCAACCAACUGUGUUACCAUUAGCCCCAUUAUUUAAAUAACAACAUAUUUAUAGUUUAGACUAUUAUUAUAGUCAUGAUUUUUGGAAUGUGAAUGUUCAGUAUUUUAUAUAGUAGCAAAAUAUUGAAAAAAUAACUGUUGGGUACCUACUAAUUAUAUUUUUAAAGAAUAAUUAUUCAAUAAAUGUUGUAGAAUAUAAAUAGUGUAUAUAUAUAUAUAUAUAUAUGCAUAUAUAUAGUACUUCAAUAUAGCACUACAUAUAUAGCACUAAAAUAUUUUCCCUUCUUUUUUAUACAUAAGGUCAUUUUUCAUCUAAAUUGUAAGUGUUUUUUUCUAAACACAAUACUAAAUAUUUGAAUUUGUCCAUCCAUGACUUAUUAAUUAAUGUUUACUGUUACAGUUAAAGUUUAAUGCAAUUAUUAACAAUAAUAUAAUAGUAAUUGCAAGUUUAAGUUAAAAAAAAAAAUAGUAUUAUACAUUUUUAAAUUUAUGCAAUGUACUAAUUUUAUAUAUUAUAUUCUUAUCUGUAUUCUAACAUAAAAUCACAGAAUAAACAUCACAAUAAUUCUGUGGUAUAAUCACAACAUUUAUUUUUAAUAUUUUACAGAAUGCAGAGUUAAUGAAAGAGAUUUUAAUGUUUCUCGGCAAUCAUCAGGUUCUUAUAUUAAAUUGUUAAACCAAAGUUGUAUUUAAAUUAAAUUUAUGAUAAAAACCAUGUUUGCAUUCAUGUUUUAAUUUCAUUCAUAACAAAAAAAUUGUUUAGGAAAUGAUCGCCGUGGGGGCCGUAGAGACGAGUAUGAAGAUCGCUCUUCCUAUAAUGGAUCUACGAGUUCCGGUUAUGCUGGCGGACGAGGCGGAGGUAGUUAUAGAAACAAUUACCGCAAUGAUAGAGAAGGCGGCGAUUGGUCGCGUUUCAAUCAGGGCGGUGGUGGAGGAGGUGGCGGCAGUAGGUGGCAAGAAGGUGGAGGAGGAAGAGAUGGAAGAAGGUCUGUAGUACUUUUGUUAAAAAAAAAAGUUUUUUUUUUUUUUUUUUAAAUAUUUAAUUAAAUAUUUGAAUUAUAGAACUGGAGAAGGUCGUAGAGGUCGUUGGGAUGAAUCAAAUGCUGCUAAUCAAGAUUGGACAAAACCACUUCCCGCUGAUGAGCGUAUGGAAGAAGAACUAUUUGGAAAUCGUAGCACAGGUAUUAACUUCAAUAAAUAUGAAGACAUCCCAGUUGAAGCAACUGGUGAAGAUGUGCCCCCUCACAUUAAUACAGUAAGUUGGAUAUUUAUAUUGAAUUAAUAUUAAUUUUCUUUGAAAUUAUUGUAGUAAAAUGUCAACAUUUUGAAAAUUAGUAAUUUAUUUUAUUAGUUUGAUGACAUUAAGCUGACAGAUAUUAUACGUAUGAACAUUGCUUUGACACGCUAUGAUACGCCUACUCCUGUACAAAAGUACGCCAUACCAAUUAUUGUUGGGCGUCGUGAUGUUAUGGCCUGUGCCCAAACUGGGUCAGGCAAAACAGCUGCAUUCCUGGUUCCAAUUCUUAAUCAAAUUUAUGAAAAAGGGCCAAUUGCCUAUACUUUGGGACCUAAGGUUAGUUUAUUAAAAUAAUAAUUAUAAUACAAAAUUUGCUCUUAAUAUAUGUAUAUAUAUAUAUAUUAAUUUAUGAUAUAUAGCUUCAGUCAAGACGUAAAUAUCCUCUUGGUUUGAUAUUAGCUCCCACCCGAGAAUUAGCUACUCAAAUUUAUGAUGAAGCAAAAAAGUUUGCUUAUCGUUCUAGAGUGCGCCCCUGUGUUGUGUAAGUUAAUUUAAUAAAUUAAAAUAUGUAUAUUUUCUUUCCUGGCUUAAUAAUAAUAUAGUUUUUGUUAUUUUCAUAGUCUCAUAGUCGCUUCACUUUUCUCAAUUUUAGACUUCCUCCCCAUUUUCCCUCUUCCAAUCUGUAUUUGUCCUCUUCAAUAAAAUCCACACAACUCCAUAUUUUAUUCUCAAAUGUCAGUAAUAGUGAAUCAAAUUUAUGUAUAUAAAAUAAUUGAUUACAAUAUGUUGAUUUUAGUUAUGGGGGUUCACAUGUUAUGGACCAAAUUCGUGAUCUUGAACAAGGAUGUCAUUUAUUAGUUGCCACUCCUGGUCGUUUAGUUGACAUGUUGGAGAGAGGAAAAAUUGGGUUAGACUUCUGUCGGUAUUUGGUUUUGGACGAAGCUGAUAGAAUGUUGGAUAUGGGUUUUGAAACUCAAAUCAGACGUAUUGUUGAAAAGGAUUCUAUGCCUCCUCCUGGUGACAGGCAAACUCUUAUGUUCUCUGCUACAUUCCCUAAAGAAAUCCAAGUAAAUAAAAUAUUUCCAAUUUUAAGUUUUUAUACUCUUAUUAAUUUGUUUGUUUUGUUUGUUUUUUUCGAUAGAUGUUGGCCAGAGAUUUUCUUGACAAUUAUAUUUUCUUAGCAAUCGGUAGAGUUGGAUCAACAUCUGAAAAUAUCACACAAAAAAUUGUUUGGGUUGAAGACAGAAACAAAAGAUCUUAUCUAUUAGAUUUACUAAAUGCAACUCCAAUUAGAUCACGUUAGUAUAUUUGAGUUUAUUUGUUUCAUUUUUAUUAAUUUCUGAAUUUUUUUUUUUAUGCUCACAGAACCUGCUGAAUCUUUGAUAUUGGUGUUCGUUGAAACAAAAAAAGGUGCUGACUCAUUGGAAGAAUUUUUGUACUCCCAUAAUUAUCCAGUAACUUCUAUCCAUGGUGAUCGAACACAACGAGAACGUGAAGAUGCUUUAAAAAGUUUCCGAUCGGGAAAUACACCUAUUUUAGUUGCCACAGCUGUUGCAGCAAGAGGUUUGGAUAUACCUCAUGUUACACAUGUGAUAAAUUAUGAUUUACCAUCAGAUGUUGAAGAGUAUGUACAUCGUAUUGGACGUACAGGUCGUAUGGGAAACUUGGGUAAGUCCUAGUUUGCUUUCAUAUAUCAUAAGUUGUUACAAAAUUAAUCAAUAUUCAACUAUCUAAGUAUUCUAACUUAUAGUCUUGUUUUGUUAUCAAUCACUAAUAACAGUUGUAAAACAUAGUAUAAAUCAGAAAAAAAAAAUAGAACAAAACUUGUAUAUACAUAAUACAAUUUUAGAUUCUGAGUGGAACCAGGAAUGUAUUAGUUUUACAAUGAUUUUUUUUUUUUUUUAUGUGAACACUUUCUACCAAUAAGCAUACUUUGAUUGUCAAGUGUAGAACCAUUUCUGAAAGGAAAUUUUCUCUGGGUGGUACUUUAGAGAAAUCAUUUUUUGAAAUUCUCAUUAAUAUUCUAGAUAAUGAGGAAAACCUCGGUCUUCAGGUUUUAAAAGAUUGAAAGGUUAAAUAAAAAUUAGAUUUUCUUUUUUUUUAAAUAAUCAUUGUCAUGAAUUGCACAUUAUUUUAUUCAUUUUACCAUAAUAUGGCUUAAUACCAUGUAUAGUAUUGUUGUCAAAGCAACAUUAUUAACUAAACUCGGCUCAGAAUCGUUUUUUCGUUAGCAAUGGUUUAUCUUUGCUUACAGAUAUACAUUAAAUUCCCAUCUGUAACCUUCCCACCUUCCCACCUACAACAGUGACUGCACCCAUGUGCAAAGUAUGCCUAUCCUUUUAUAUAUAUUUAAUGUUUUAAAGGUUUGGCUACUUCAUUUUUCAAUGAUAAGAACCGCAAUUUAACUAGAGACCUUAUGGAAUUGAUAACUGAAUCAAAGCAGGAAUUGCCUGGAUGGUUAGAAAGUAUGGCUAGUGAUUGCCGAAUGUCCAGUGGAAGAAGAAGUAAUGGAUCAAAAGGGUAAAUUGUUUUGCGAUUAUCUAAUACUAAUAAAAUGUAUUAAAUAUUUUUAUUUUCUCUUUUAGCGGUCGUUUUGGUGGCACAGGUUUUGGUUCUCGAGAUUAUCGUACCACGAGCAGCAUGCCUCCAUCGCGUAGUUCUGGUCCACCACGUAGAGACUAUGGUGGUGGCAGCAACAAUGGUAACUCAGUCAACCCAUAUUUCCCAGGUGCUUUAUCAGCGAAAAAUGCUUAAAUAAUAGAAUUUUGCUUUUCGUUGGUAAUAAACCUAAUCAAAUUUACAUUUAUUAAUUAAUUAUUGUUACAGGAGGUGGAUUUUAUGGUGGUGGUGGUGGUAAUUAUGGUGGAUCAUAUUCUAGUGGUAAUACUGCUUCCAAUGGAAAUUCCAAAUCUCCUGAUUGGUGGUCUCAGUCAUAAAUACGCGGUAAAUAAAAAUAUGAAUCAACUGAUAAUGAGAAUGAAAAAAUUAUAUAUUAUUUUUAGAGUUGGAAAAAAAGUGAAUAAAAGUUUUUUUAUGAAUUGAUAUGCCUCCUUAAUUUUAAGUUGGAUUUCAUUAUAUAAUAGUAUAAUUUCAUUACAAUAUUAUGUAUAAUGAAUUUGAUUUCAAACAAAGUAUGUUUUAAUUUUUUUUUUUUAUUUUUAUUCUAAGCUUCGUUUUUCUAGAUAAUAAAUCAUAUAAUUUUUAUGUUGAGACAUAGCUUUAAAUCUUAAACCUAGAAAUAAAUGAGUAUUUAAAAAUAAUAAUAACUUUCAUAAGCAUAUUAUGUAAUUUCUAUUUGUAGUGUAAUAAUCAUACAUAUUUGUUACAUUAAAUAUAGAUGAGAAAAUGCUGUACAUUUCUUUUAAUUUAUUUAUAGCUAAUGAAUUUGAGUAAGACAAAUAAAAUUUAUAAUCACUUUUUAUAUUUCAUCUUAAUUUUAAAUAUUAUCUAUCAAUAAAGUUACCUUUUGCUUAUAGCUUAGGAUUGAAAAUCUAAAAUAAUCAAUCUUAUUCCUUAUAAGUUAUAACUGGUUAAUUGAUGUGUACAUGAGUAUUAUUUAUUAAUUUGAAUUUUAAUAUUAUUAUUAAAAAUAAUUGCUGCACCAGAGUUAAUAUCUUGACAAUUGAGUGUUUGUUAUAAAAGUGAACGAUAAAUAUAUUCUUAAAUUAAAACUUAUAAUAAUUAUAUAAAUUUAUUAUAAUAGAUCCCUUUACUGUUUACUUUAAGUAUAGGUGCAAUUCUUUGUUUCAUAUGUUAUAGUAAUUUUCUAUUUAUGUGUGAUGUAUGUGCACCUUAAGUUCAACUUGAUGAAAUUUGAUCCUGUAAUUUUUUAAUAUUUGCAUUGUGUUAUUAAACAAAAUCACUUUUUUGAUGACAUUAAAAAUAAUUGAAUAUUUUAAUUUAUUUGCAAACACACAAUUGUCUUGUAAUAAUUUUACAGUUUAUACCUACUAUGUUUUACGAAACAAAUAUUUUCCUUUAUUUGUCAACUACCAAAUUUAGUAUUAUAUUAAUUUUUUUUUUCAUGAUAUACCAUAUUAUUCUAUUUAAAUAUGUGAACUUAAUUAAUAUAUAAUUCACAUAUUAUAAUUUGAACUCGACUUGCAAUCACACAAAUAUUGUGUUAGUACAAUCCUUUGUGUUUUGAAAUAAAAACUUGUUGAGGUUUCAGUGUAUGUAUCAUAUGCAAAUUGUUUAUGUUUUAAUUAUACUAUUAUCUCGAACAUGUUAAUUUAUUUUUACUGUCACACCUUGUCAAUACAAAAAUUAUUUAUUAUUCACACUAUUUUCAGCAAUUAUCUUUGUUACUGUAUGAUUUUAUAUUUUAUUUAUUAUGUAGUUUUUUUUUUUAUAUACAUAUAUACUUUAUAUCUAACCACUUUUUUUUUUUUUUUAGGUUUUGCUAUUAACUUCUUUUUGUGUGUGAAAACUUCUUUCAAUGUAUUUGUAAAAAAAAAUCAAGGUGAUAGACAUUUACAAGGCCGUACCUUUAAAGUUACAGGAAGUCUCGAUUCUUUUUCAAAUGUUUUACUAUUUCUAUUAGAAAUUUUUUUAAACAUAAUUGAUUAUAUUUUUAAAAAAAAAUUCUGUUUACAUUCCUAAGAAUAAUUCCAAAUUAUACGGCCUUAGAUUACUUUUUAUAAAAAAAAAAUAUAUGAAAUUAUGGCUAGGCCAAUGACAAAUAUGUUUUAAUGGAAACACUUGUGAAUAUUUGUGUUAGCUAUUCUCACUUGAAUGACGAGUAACUCUUCUAAUGGAUCUCUUACAACUUUUUAGUUUACACUAAAGAAUCUUAAGAGAUUUUAUUCAAUUUUAUAAAAAUUUCAAUUACACUAUUAAGUAUAAAUAUACAAAUUUGUGUGUAUUUGUGUGUGACUAAACAAAUUAAAUGUUAUAUAUUUACGUAUUUUAGUUGUCAAGUUAGUUUAUUAUAUUUCACUUUUAUAACGGAGGUUGUUUACCCCGAAAAUUAAUUUGAGUUGGAUUUAAUUUCCCAAUAAAUGUAUGAUUACAUAUAGAUAUGUUUUAUCAGUUAUAAUAUUAAUAUUGUCAAAAAUAGCCAACAUUUCUAUCACAUAAUACAGACUAAUUUUGUAUUAAUUAUGAUAUUUUUUAAGUUAGAAGUUUCAUUAAACUAUUCAAUUUAUACUAAGUAUUAUUAUAUAAUAAUAAAAUAUUGUAACUUUCCAGAAUAUAAUGGUACAAUAUGUCAA
This is a messenger RNA of Cinara cedri, 9804 nucleotides long. The record is from the annotation of a GenBank genome assembly. NCBI's taxonomy places the organism in Eukaryota, Metazoa, Arthropoda, Insecta, Hemiptera, Aphididae.